CUUUCAGCUGUUUCGCGUUGUCAAUUUUCUAUUCAUGCAGAAGAGAGGCUCAGAAAAACCUACCAAAAACCUAUUUUAAUCGGCUCUCAGUCAUAGAUAAAAAGCAUAGGAGCUAGGAAAAAAUAUGUGGUGCUUUGUAUCAGAGCCCAAUGGCAUUAUCCAUGAAAUAUUUUUGCCUAGAAACUCGGUAGGACAAGAGUGCUUUGAUAAGGUUUGCGAAAAACUUCGCCUUGUUGAGAAAGAUUAUUUUGGUUUGCAGUACAAUGGGCCAAACGGUGUUCGUCUUUGGCUCAACAUGAGAAAUGCAAUGUCUGUACAACUAAGCGGAAAACCUCCAUACAGACUUUAUCUUCUCGUGAAAUUUUUCGUUAAGCCUCAAGAACUACAGCAAGAAAUAUCGAGAAAUUUGUUUUACUUAACUCUAAAGACCUUUGUCAGCCAUGGAAAGAUAGACUUGUCAAACUCACAAACCAAAACAAUUGCAAGACUUUGCGCUCUCACUGCUCAAAUUGAUUCUGGAGAUUUCAUCCCAGAAAAACCGCCGCAAUAUUCAACAUUUAUUCCCAAAGCUCUCUACAAUUUUUAUAGCAAAACUUCGGAUUUACAAAAAGAUGCUGCUUCUGAACAUACUCAAUUAUUACGCACUCCUGUGAAUGAAGCGAAAGUAGAAUAUCUGCAUUUGUUGGCUAAUGUUCCUGGAUACGGAAUUGAUGUUUUUAAAGGAAAAAUGUCUAAAGAAAAAUGCACAAAAAAGGUCGAAAUCUGUGUUGGAAAUGACGGAGUUAAAGUCUACAGCGUCUCUCAAGAAUACGACGCCAAACAAAGCAGAGAAAUUGUCAAAAAAAUCGUCGAAAAAAGGAUAAACUUCGAGGAUGUUUCAACAGUGUCUUACAACAACAGAUGUUUCACAGUCGUUCACGGUAGUGGAACCCAGGCCCAGCGSGUCACCUACAAACUCAAGAGCGAAUGUGACGCCGUCGCUUUGUUUCGAACAUUCACAGAAUUCCACACGUUUUACCAGUGUAAUACGGUGAAGCGGUCUGUGGUAGACCAAUGCACGCGAACACUUUUGGGACGACUUGUUUCAGUCGUUUUUCCSUCGAAUGACUUCGGUAAGACUUACCUGUUUGAUGUACAGCGGACUCGUCGACAGGCCUACAGUCAUGCGUGGAAUGAAAUGAACAGCUAUCGAAAUACCAACAUGUCACGUGUUACGGCCGGCAAUAGCCGAAGUGGCUACUCGGUUUCCGAAUUCCGGCCCGUACAAUCUCCGCUCAGUCGUCGGAAAUGUUCGGGCUCGCGGCAAAAGGAUUUGGCUGAAUUUGAGGAGCAAAACCUCACGGAUUUGGAUAUCGAGGCAAUGCAGCCAGAAGAACUAAAGAAAAUGGUUCGACACAUGCAAGACGCUCGGAUUUGCCAGAUUUGUAUGGAUGCGGAAGUGGCGACGGCCUUUUGUCCGUGUGGUCACGUGGUUUGCUGUGUGGAAUGUUCGGCAAUGUGCAAGGAAUGUCCUUUAUGUCGUAGCCAAAUAACUUACGCCCAACGAGUCUUCUUUCCUUGCCAAUGACAGCAAGCGAUUUUAUAUUUAUUAUAACUAAAACCAAUUCACGUGAUUCUAGUAACUCWAGAAAAUAAACUUGGAAAAAUUAUUUAUUGAUCUACACUAAUUACCCCGAAAAUGACAAUCAAAACACAAAGACAAAAUUAUUUAUACGAGGAAAAUAAAACUAUUGUCAACAUUUGUAUUUAAUAUCUCCCUGAGAAGCUUCAGCUUACGUUAUAGUUAGCUAUGAACUGAAAAAUAAUAUCUUGUUAUUUAAAAUUUGAGAGAACAAGGGUUUGUCCAUGUGUGUUUGUCUAUUUUUCAUYGUGUAAGAAUGACUUGAUAGUAUGUCUAUCAAACAUUUGACUUACUAGCUUAUGUUCCUGUGUAUUUGUUGUCCGUUUAUAGUAUCAAGACUAGAUUCCCAUGAGCUCUUCGAAUCAAAGAAAUAAGACGAAAUUUUCCUUAAAAUUGAAGCUACUUUUAAUUUAUCUUUACAAUAUACUUUUUAAUCAAUGUAACUUAUAUUUAAGACACUAGAAAAUCAAUUUGUCAUCGUAAUAUUGGUAGAAUAGUUGAUAAAUGUUGUACAUUAAUUCUAAGUCUAGAAAGAAUUUAGAUUGCAAAACAUAAAAUAUCAGAAUUUUAUCAUGA
Actinia tenebrosa (Australian red waratah sea anemone) is the source of this 2197-nucleotide messenger RNA. RefSeq names its product E3 ubiquitin-protein ligase MYLIP. Lineage: Eukaryota; Metazoa; Cnidaria; Anthozoa; Actiniaria; Actiniidae. The record is from RefSeq and is a predicted model, not a curated record. Gene Ontology annotation, cellular component: cytoskeleton. Gene Ontology annotation, molecular function: ubiquitin-protein transferase activity. Gene Ontology annotation, biological process: ubiquitin-dependent protein catabolic process.